Messenger RNA from Paraphaeosphaeria sporulosa, 1334 nucleotides. RefSeq names its product SAICAR synthase-like protein. The coding region runs from base 55 to 1194 and encodes 379 amino acids. Gene Ontology annotation, biological process: phosphatidylinositol metabolic process. NCBI's taxonomy places the organism in Eukaryota, Fungi, Ascomycota, Dothideomycetes, Pleosporales, Didymosphaeriaceae. The record is from RefSeq and is a predicted model, not a curated record. Gene Ontology annotation, molecular function: phosphatidylinositol kinase activity. The transcript has 3 exons.
CCAGGCGCAAAGAGCAUAUACCUCCGACCACGCAAAGGCUUGAAUUCCCUCAAAAUGGGCAGGCGACAACGCCUCAUCAGCAAGUCGAUCCUGCGCGCAAUCUUCUCCCCGAAGAGAGCAUAUGGUACAGAUGACCGCCCCAGUCUGCUUGCGCGGAUCCUAGCUUUCUUCGCUGUCUUCAACCUUACCCUAGCACGAUACCGAGCAGCGCUCUUCAGGAGACUACGGAACGAAAUAUGGGAGAUUGAUGAAGAAGAGUACACGGAGUCAUUCCGCUCCACAAGUCACAACAAGAGGACCGACCUCGUCGCUGUGGGAGAUUUAGGCUACUCAGGCUCGACAUUUUUUACGACACCAAACUCUAAAUUCUUACUCAAGUCACUUCCCCGCCACUUCGAGCAAUCCUUCUUCCGAGACCGCCUCCUAAAUCCCUACGUCGAGCACAUGGAGCUCAACCCAGGCUCUCUACUCGUCCGCAUCACCGACCUCUUAUACUCGCCUGCGCCGACUAUUGGCGCUGCUCUGGGUACCGCGCCUGGACAUCACAUCGUGAUGGAGAACAUUUUGUACGGCAAGUCGGAGUGCUCGACAGACGAUCAAGAACAAUGGGAAACAUAUGACCUGAAGCCGAACGACUACUUCUAUCCUGAGCGUGAUGUAGCUGGCGGCAGACUUGCGCCCGAAAGCGUGAAAGAUCGCUUGAUCGACGAGUUCCCGGACAAGGUUCGACUGACGAUCGACCAAAAGGAGGACCUUGUUGCUCAGAUAACGAAGGAUACCAAGAUCCUGCAGGAAAACAAUGCAGUUGAUUACAGCCUCUUCCUUGUCCGAUAUCCAGCCUCCACAGCAUCCACCUACAACGUUCCCGUUCCGCCCGGAAAAGACGCGCCAUGGCGCACUGGGCUCACCUCAAAUGAUGGCAAAUGGGUGUAUCGGGCCAUCCUUCUUGACUUCUUCUGGGCAAAAGACGCAGUCCAGGCGAUGGCGAUGACCGGCCUAGUCAACACAUUUAACUUUCUCAAAUGGGGCAGGGACCAUGGACCCAUGAGCAUUACGACUACGAGUGACGAGUACCGCACGAGAUUCUUGCGUAUGGUCGAUGACAUGAUCGAAGUCCCUGACAGCUCAGGUCAGCCAGCGGGUCAGCUACGGAGCCAGCCUCCAAGCACGGGGGACCUUAUCGGCGAGGUCUAACCAGUUUUCUUUCCACGUUCCUUAUUUCUUGGGCGUCUCGGUAAUGGAUAAGGAGUCAAACGUUGAAAUCAGGACACAGAAAUACCCCAUAUCAAUUCCCGUUUUCGGAACCCCAAUGAGCACUUACUUUCAGCGUUAAA